AACUGCAUCCAGGCGGAGCAAGACAUCCUUCAUUACCGAGCAGACCACAGCGAGGGGGGACAGAGAGGGGAGCUGCCAAAGCCGACUGAUGUGAACUGGACUGCAGAAGGAGAACACCCACAGAGUAAAGACGGAGAACCAGCGACCCUGCUAAUAUGUGGCAACCUGCGUCGGAGCGGCUGCAGCACUUUCAGACAAUGCUGAAGACGAAGCUAAACGUGCUGACGCUGAGGAAGGAGCCGCUGCCUACAGUGAUCUUUCAUGAGCCCGAGGCCAUCGAGCUCUGCUCUGCCACGCCGCAUGCAAAGAGCAGGAGCCACGCUGGAUACAAGGUGACCUACCUGGGCAAGAUGACCAUUUCUGGGACUCAGUUCUUGUCGGGCUGUACGGAGUCGGCGGUAGUGAGUCUGGUGGAGCGCCGCGCCGUGGCCCAGCAGCAGGGCUCCGCCCCCCCGAGCAACUCCCUGCUGGAAAUCCGUCCCUUCCAGGUGCGACUGCACCACCUGGAUGAGCGCGGCGAGGUCUCGUUAACCGUGGACGCCUACCAGGUGGCGCGCAUCGCCUACUGCACGGCGGACCACAGCGUGAGGCCCAACGUGUUCGCCUGGAUCUACCGGGAGAUCAACGACGACCUGUCCUUCCAGAUGGACUGCCACGCCGUGGAGUGUGAGAGCAAGCUGGAGGCCAAGAAGCUGGCGCACUCCAUGAUGGAGGCUUUCCGCAAGACUUUCCAAAGCAUGAGUAGCGAGGGGCGCAUUCACAAGAGCGGCUCAACAGACGACUUUGCCGAGGACUCGUCCACGCCUGACGACUCGACCCCGGACGACGGUUGAAGUCGAAGACGCUCGCGUUCCUGAUCUCUGUUCUAACAAAUUGAGGGGUGACUUGGAUGGACAGAGUAACUUCUCUUAUUCACUUUCCCCUGCCGUCUCUUUCUAUUUUGAAUUUGGUAAAGAAAAAAAAAUAUAUCCACUAUAUGAACCAACACGGCCAGGACGAUGAAGUAGCCUAAAAAUUGACUGAAGGAAAGGUAGAUGAAACAGAUUUGAUAAAGAGCUUAUAGACAUUAAAGUACUCGACCCUCUGGAGGGUUCGAAGCCCCACAUGUAAUAAUCCACAAAAAUGGUAUUCAUGGUCUCCCUUUCAGCUCCUGAUAUUCUGCACCUCUCAAAGACUGCCUGUGGUGCUUUUUUUUUUUAAUCCACAAAACGAAACAAAUGCCAUCUUUAGCCAAUGCCAUACUGACCUUUUGUUCUUCUUGCCAUGUAGGGACCAAACACAAGAUCGCAGGUGGCCUGUCCCAGGUUCAAGCCCAGAGUUUAGGACUGCUGAUGAUUCUUUAUCUGUUAAAUCUCUGCUUCAUCACAGCAAGUGGGGAUGGGGGGGGGUUGGCUUUCACUAAGGCUUCCUUAGGAGAUCCCCAGACAGUGAUGACAAAGCAUGACUAAGAGAGAACUACAACUUAUGUCUCCAUUUCAUUGGUAGUGAGAGAUGAAGCAGUAAGAGAUGAUGGGGAGCGGGUUACACUUUAGACGUUCUCACUGGGCUGGAAGCCGGAGCAUCUCUCAGACACCUUAAUCGUCUUACGUCCGACGUUUGUUUUAUGUAUACCAAAAUCCAGGCUGCGUUUUGCCUGUCAGAUCAUGUGCCUCACUUUCCCCGUCAUCUCACAGUGCUUAUAUGCUUUUCUUUGUGCGUGUAGGUGUAAACGCUUACGUCUCUUUUCUGUAUGCACAUGCAUGAAGAUGCAAGCGCCUGGAUGUGAGAGAGUAGGAAGACAUGAGGAAUAAGCGUAUCAAAUGGUGGCGGCCAUUUUUUUUUUUGGUUUUAUGUCUGAAAACGUUUUUUUUUUUUUUUUUUAAAUCAGGCAUGGUACUGUGACCAUUUGCCAGCUUUUCUUUUUUUAAUCAAUAAAUGACACAAUAUUCAAGUAACCGCAUGAGUCGGAGCGGGCCCAAACGCUGACGUGGUCGGUACGCUAAACCGCAGCCAUUCAUGUGAACGGCUCCACGCCUCCCGGCCGCUGCAGAAUGUAUGAGUCUGUCUCCCUGCGAUCGCGUCACAUCGCGCCCGGUCACUUCAGGCUCCGCAGAUCGCCUCGAGUUAUCGCGACACCUUGAAGGGAGUGACAGCGAGUGGCACAGAUAUCUCCGCUGCUCUGCAUCUCCACUCCAGGACCGCGGCGCUUUCUUGUCCGGCAGGACUUCACUGAACAGAACGAGUGCCAUUCGAGUCACAUGGCUUUAAUCAGCACAUGCAAGGCCUUGUAAAAGUAUUACAACCCCUCCUAAUCUUUCUUCUACAGUCACUUAAACAUAAAUUUUAGUGUAUUUUGGGGGAUUUUUUUAAAAGGUACACCUUUAUAAGGAAGUGCAUGUUGGUAAAGUUGAAGAAAAAGGAAACAUGGUUUUCAAAAAGGUGCAUUUUUUUAUUCCCUGAUUCAGCACUACGUGCAACCAUAUACCGUUUUGAAUGCAGGCAACAAAGCUACAUUUUGGUCGUGUCUUAGGAGAGCGCCUUCUUCCACAACGCUUGCAAUGCGUUGCUUGUGGCGAACCUCAAAUGAGGCUUCCUAUGCCUGUCUAUCAAGCAUUGAGCAGCCUUGCCCUUGUUACUUGAAGGCCAGAUAUGUUGCAUGAGCAACUACUAGUGCUGUUAAAAGAUUUCCUGCAAAACAAUUCGUUCAACAAUGGCUUUCUCCUUUCCCCUUGUCCAUGAUGGGUGGGAACCACUAAUAGUCAUAGGUUCUCCUGCCUGAGCUGUGGCUUUCUGUAGCUCCUCCAGAGUUACUAUGGCCACCCUGGCUGCUUGUCUAGCCUGUUGCAUCAGGUGGUUGUGCCGUAGCUUUUUCUCUGGCCUGCCUGCUUCGUUCCUUGGUCUUCAUAUUGCUUUUUGUUUGCUAAAAACCUCCGAGGCCUUCACAGAAACAGCUGGAUUGAUACAUGGAUUAAAUUACACACAGAUGGAUUCUGUUCACGAAUUAGGGGACAAUCGCUUGCAGUGGAUUUCAGAUAGGGGUGUCGGAAGUAAAGGGAGCUAACGAAGCCAAUGGAUGCUGCGCUUUUAUUUUUAUGCAAAACAUUCUUAAAACCAUGUCAUUUUUCUUCCUCUUCACUAAUAUGCUCAAAAUAGCCCCAAGGAAAUGUGUUGAAAAGUGUGAUUCACAAAAAUGUGAAGAAACAAAAACAAAUUGAAGGCGUAUUAAUACUUUGGGAAGUUACUGUUAACCUGGCCAGCCAGACUGAUAAUGUGUAGCACUCUCCGUUCUGCACAUUAUCACUCUGGGUCUGAAUCCGUUUGGGGAAGCUGAUUGGACAAAGCAACACCUAGUGCCCGCCUACCACAGGUUGGUUUUAGCCAAUCACGGUAUCAAAUUAAAAUAUAAGCCGCAGACGUCAUGCAAGACCACAACAAGGUAAGCUAGUCCAGGCACUUCUUGCUGUUACGCGCGUCCUCCUGCGCUGCCGUGUUUAUUUUGGUCCGACCGCUCUUGCUUUCGUCUCAGCGCUAUGUCCCGCCCUAAACCUCAAUACUGCAACGUGAUUGGCCCGAACCGCUUUUGGUUCUGUCACAAACGGUUGAAGCCGGAGCGGUACGAGAUGGACUCUGGUGCGUUUGUGAACGCGCAGACACCACGAGGAUUCAGCUUGCAGGCAAAGGUUAUGCGAUUGUACCCAUAGACAAGCCUAGAUACAACAAUACAUACGAUAUGUACACAAAAUGUAUUUGCUCAGUAAGCUUAUGUAAAUACAAAUGUAUCACUUUCCAAAUAUUGCAACAUAAAUGGUGAUAGCUAUUUUAAAUAAAAAAAAAUUAUUGAGAACCUUUUAAAUGCUGAAAUAGUGUAAUUAAGCUGAACUGUGAAGAAGUGGAGAGGCUGAUUGCGACGGAUGGAAGUGUGUGUGUGUGUGUGUGUGUGUGUGUGUGUGUGUGUGUGUGUGUGUGUGUGCUUGAAGCUAAUGUGGAGGGAAGUGUUGUGUAAGGAGAGGUGGGAUGUGAGGGGAAUGUUUGUAAAGCUGUAGUUUACUGUGCCAUGUCUGCCUUACAGCUCAGAUGCGUGUUAAAUGUUAAGGAGGGAGGGCGGGGGGGGGGGGGGCAAUGUUACCAUAACUGUUUUCUAUAUGGUGUUUGUGCAAAGAUCAAAAACACAGUUGCAUAUAAAGCAUUUACCAAGAUCCCAA
This is a messenger RNA of Fundulus heteroclitus (mummichog), 4181 nucleotides long. RefSeq names its product phosphotyrosine interaction domain containing 1 (gene pid1). Gene Ontology annotation, cellular component: cytoplasm. The record is from RefSeq and is a predicted model, not a curated record. The coding region runs from base 156 to 833 and encodes 225 amino acids. Gene Ontology annotation, biological process: negative regulation of D-glucose import across plasma membrane; regulation of mitochondrial membrane potential; regulation of reactive oxygen species metabolic process. Lineage: Eukaryota; Metazoa; Chordata; Actinopteri; Cyprinodontiformes; Fundulidae. The transcript is spliced from 3 exons.